AUGGCCGAAAAGUCCGCAAGAGACGAGCUAAGAGUCCUAAUAAUUGGCGGCUCCAUCGCCGGCUUAACGCUCGCCCAUGCCCUAUCUGCCCUAAACGCCUCCCUCCAAGACAAUCCCCGUGCCAAAACAACAAUAAGAUACACGGUGCUUGAGAAGCGUUCGUCAUUUACUCCCCAGGAAGGCGCCUCUAUAGGAAUCCUUCCUCAUGGCGGGCGGAUCCUAGACCAACUAGGCCUCUUUCAGGAUGUCGAGGACGAAAUCGAGCCCCUACACACAGCGCAUCUCCGCUUUCCUGGCGCAAAAGGGUAUGUGGCAACGAAUGAGUCUCCACGGGUCGUGGGCGAUAGGUUUGGGUUGCCGUUUGCCUUUCUAGAAAGGAGGACCCUGCUAUGUAUUCUUACCGAGGGACUCGGAAUUAGCGGACGGGUUGAGCGGCAGGGAAACGUGACCAGAGAAGGAGGAGAAGGAAGUCGGGUUCUUUGUGACAAGGAGGUAGUGCGGGUUGAGUUUGUCAAAGAUAAGGGAGACGAACGAGAAGCGGCCUUGGUCAGAACGAAGGAUGGAGGGCUUUAUAAGGGCGAUCUGGUGGUGGGUUGUGAUGGGGUGCAUAGCAUUGUGCGCAGAGAAAUGUGGAGGAUCUCUGCCGAGGAGGGAGAGGGUAUAGAACCAGGCGAAAAGAAAGGCCUCUCAGCAGAGUAUGCGUGCAUUUAUGGUAUUUCCUCUGCCGUGCCCGGAUUCGAGGCGGGCGAGCACGUUGCCAGCCUCAACAACAAACGGUCUUUCUUGACUUUCCCUGGAAGCCACGAUCGGACGUUUUGGUUUCUGAUCUGGAAGCUUGACCGGAAAUAUGUCUAUGCCGAUGGCGAUAUGCCUCGUUUCACAGCAGCCGAUACGGCAUCCGUGGUCGAGAGAUAUGCACAGGACAUUAUCUGGGGCGAGGUGACGUUUCGCGACCUCUGGGAUCGGAGAACAAGACAUAACACCACAGUCCUCGAAGAAAAUGUCUUUGAUACGUGGCACCACAAGCGCAUAGUAUGCAUUGGAGACAGUAUACACAAGAUGGCCCCCAACACCGGACAAGGUGCCAAUUGCGCCAUCGAAGACGCUGCUAGCCUUGCGAAUCUACUCCACGAGUUUCUCAUCUCCAACCAGGUCGGGAAACCAAGCACGGAGCAGCUUGACGAACGGUUGAGGCAGUAUACAGCCGAGCGAAAUCGGCGUGUGGACAAAAUAUACAGUAUCGCGCGGACGGUCGUCCGUUUACAUGCCCGCGAUACUUUCUACCUCCGGUUCUUCGGCAGGUAUGUGCUGCCAUAUGCUGGUGAUAUGCCAGCCAGGGCUGCAUCAAAGGCCAUCAAGGACGCCCCAAAAUUGGACUUUAUACCUGUAUCAGCCAGGGUCGCCAGCGGGUGGAAUGAAGAUGGCACAGCUGGUGGGAGUAUCAUGAUACGCGUUGUUCUCGGAUUGAUAUUUGUACUGGGAGCAACUUGGACAUGGAGAAUUGUCGAUAAUCAACUCAGCUAG
Messenger RNA from Aspergillus viridinutans, 1524 nucleotides. RefSeq names its product FAD-dependent oxidoreductase. Bases 1 to 1524 code for a protein of 507 amino acids. Lineage: Eukaryota; Fungi; Ascomycota; Eurotiomycetes; Eurotiales; Aspergillaceae. The record is from RefSeq and is a predicted model, not a curated record. Gene Ontology annotation, molecular function: FAD binding. The transcript is spliced from 3 exons.